This is a messenger RNA of Dermacentor silvarum, 3792 nucleotides long. Its product is annotated as exportin-4. NCBI's taxonomy places the organism in Eukaryota, Metazoa, Arthropoda, Arachnida, Ixodida, Ixodidae. The coding region runs from base 188 to 3655 and encodes 1155 amino acids. Gene Ontology annotation, cellular component: nuclear pore; cytoplasm. Gene Ontology annotation, biological process: protein export from nucleus. The transcript has 20 exons. The record is from RefSeq and is a predicted model, not a curated record. Gene Ontology annotation, molecular function: nuclear export signal receptor activity.
UAAAAAAAAUGCUAACGUUGAAACGGCUCAUCUACUGAAAAACCGUACAAACCGAUGUUAUUUCAUGGCGCCCUGCCCGUGUGGCAUUUACUUUUGACAAGAGCCGACAGCGCUUCGGCGAGACACGGACUCUGGGACUCUGGCUAACACCAAAUAGAUUCCUUAAAAAUUUUUAGUAGGAAACUCAAUGCCAUGCAGAAUAGUAUGGCUAGAGUGUACUCUAUGGCUAAUCAUGCUUUAUGGCCAACACCUCCUAGAUUGUUGCUCUGGCCACACUGGAUUCAACAUGGCGGCGCACAUCAUGCAGGAGCUGGAAAGCUCCGCACAGAUUCUCCUGGCUCCGCCUGAUCGAGUGACAGCGGAGCAACGACAUGCGGCCGAGAGGACAUUUCUUGACUUUCAGAACACUCGAGCUCCAUUUGAGCUGUGCAAAUGCAUUUUGGAAACUAGUGCUGUGGGUUAUGUGCAAUUCCAAGCAGCAUCCUUGCUCAAGCAGGGGCUCAUCCGCGAGUGGAAGUUCAUGGAGGCGGGCCAGUGGCCGGCGCUAUGGCAACACCUGCUGCAGCUGCUCGCAUGCAGGCCAAACAUGGAGAACUACGUGCGUGAGGAACUGGCAUUGGUGCUGGCCCUCGGCUCUAAGCGAGCCAGUGUAGAUGAUGGUGCUGAUGCCCUGAACGAGAUUCUACAGCAGUCGACACAAAUGGUGGCUUCCGGAGACCAACAUCUGCAAUCUAUUGGCUGUUCCCUACUAAGUGCUCUUUUGGUUGAAUUCUCGAGUUCAACACGAGCAACAGAUGUUGGCCUCACGUGGGAGGUUCACCUCAGAGCCAAGAAGUCAUUUGAAGCCAACCAUCUGCGGAAGGUGUUCCAGUUCUGCCAACAGGGCCUCCGAGAAGCAGCCAAUCGUCUGGGCACAGGUCCAGUGCGACCUGAGGACCGCAACCUGCUACGCCGCCUGCUCCUGCUUUCGGAACAGCUGCUCUCCUGGAACUUUCAGUUCUCGAUGCUGUUACCUCGCAAGCUUGUGGGUCUUUUUGAAGCACAGCAGACUCCAACACUGCGGCCUGGCCUUGAAUGGAAAGGGGCAUUUGAUGAAACUCCACAGCUGUUACUACAGCUGUAUGGUGCCUUGAGCCAGGAUGCGGAGCUGGCACACGUGGCCCUGCAGUGCCUUCUGCAGUUGGCCACUCUGAGCCACAUUGGAGAGCGGGAGCACCGGAACGCCCACCUCAAGCGCUUCCUCCAAGGUGGACUGCUCGACCUGAUGGCCGUGAGGCCUCCUCGCGCUGGCAUCACUCAGCUGCUGGCGCGCCUCGCACUCUUCCACCCACCCGCCCUGCUGCCCUCGCAGGUGCACGUACCGUACCUCGAGCGCCUCUGCGACCUGGCCUGCUGCGUGCUUCCAGACACCGGUCAGUCUCGAGAAGACGCCGAGCAGCAGCAGGAGGCACUCGACCACAUUCUAGAUGCGUGGGUGCCUUUGCUUCAAGAGCCGGCAGUGUUUCCCGCUGAACCCUUGAAGGUGGCAACCCUGCGAGUCUUCGAGCUGUACCUGCGUAGUCGACUGGCGGCCCCCGAUGGGACUCGGCCCCCGAUCAACGAUGACGAGGAAGUGGCUGAGGAAGAUGAGGAUGAUCGGGUCCGUUUUCGUGACCAGCUGUCUGUGGUGGGAAUGUUAGGUCGUCACGUCCUGCCUCAUAGCUUGCCCCUGCUUUGCCGGGUUGUGGAGGAUCGCACUCGGCGCCUGCAGGAGUUAUUGCAGGGUCAGCCUCAAGCUGGCAGUCCCAUGACUGCUGCCCACAAGGAACUGCUGGAGGACCUCCACUGGAUAGUACUCAUUACUGGCCAUCUCUUGACAACAGUGUGUGAAGGUGAAACCCCUCUAAUCCCCAAGGAAGUGACACAGUUCAGCCUGAACUCUGGUGCUGACACGGCAGCGACACUUUCCCUCCUGUCACGACUGGGCCAAGCUGAUGCUGUGUCUUCUGUUCAGGGCAACGUGGACCCGGUGGUUAGACUGAUCGUUGCAGUUCUGCAGCUGUGCCACGUGGAGAGGGCCGCUCUGCAGGCGGGCCUUGGAUCCCAGCUCAGCCCUGAAGUGGCCAUAACGUUGGUGUGGUUUCUGCACCGUUGGGGGCUGACUUACCUGCUGCCAAAUGAGACGUACUACACGCAGAUGAGCCCAACGUUAGUUGCGGCAUUCGGGCGGGACUCGGAGGCUGGCCCUUGUGUGCUGGACUGGGUGCUGGGCAAGCUGAGCUCCAACCUGGAGUUGUGGCACAGUGAGACUGCGCUGACACUGUCCACCUGCCAGGCGAUGGUCUCGCUCCUCAACAAUGUUGAGAGGGGUCACCGAGCCGCAGCAUGUCCAAGCCUGCUGUCACUUCUGCAGCGUCAGUCACAGGGCCGGCUGGGACCUCUCGCGCCGGGCUCUCACCGGGCACUGCUCAAGGCCCUGGUCAUUGCCUGCACAGCCAACAGAUUGCCCGAGGCUCCUCAGCUUUGGGACGCUCUCCUGGAGCCCCUCAAAACGCGCUUUGAUGUGUUUGAGUCUUGCGUUCAGACACGCUGCCGCUUCACUGAACCCCAGAAGAGCGAAGCACUCGACCUCCUGGAGAGCCUGUGCGGUGUCGCCGAAGGCACCACACCCAGCAACCUGUUGACCAUUGGGCCCAUGCUGCUGCCCCUGCUGGUUCGCCUGUCCUCCAUCGUCGCUGUGCUACGUUCCGAGGCUACCCUGAUAGCUGCCACCACGCAACUUUUUCGAGCUGCAGCUCGCCGGAUGCUGUGCUUUGUGGGGCCGAACGAUGCCACACAGCUCUGCCACUGCUGCUUGGAACUUGUGCGCCUCUUUGCCAGCCACAGCGCAGGCCUCUUCACGACAGAGGCAACCGCUGAGGAUAGCCACGUUCGUGAAUUGGGGGAACUGCUGGAGCUAUUGACGGAGCUCCUCUCGAAGGACUUCCUGUACAUGGGUGGUCCAUCCGCGCAGGCCAGAGGAGCUGCCACCAGCAAUUCCACCGACGAAGCUGCAGCACGAUUUGAUGUGCCAGCCCCUGGCAUUGCUGUGGAAGGCUUGCGGCUUCUCAUGCCUUUGCUCAAUGCUCAGCUGCUGCAGUUUCCAACGCUGUGUGUGCAGUACUUCAAGCUGGUAGCUCUGCUCAGUGAGCUACAUCCUGACCGAGUGUGCCAGAUGCCUGAGGGGUUACUCCAGGCACUACUAGGAUCAAUUAGAGUUGGACUCACAAGCUACUCUUCGGAUGUGUCGGGUCUCUGCCUGGAUGUGGUGUCGGUGCUAGCGCUGGAGAUUCACCGGCAGGGACUCCAGACUGGCCCUGCAGGGCGCGCCAUCGAGCCCUUCCUGCAGCUGCUCCUAGAGAUGGUGCUACUACAGCCACUUGACGCCGAGCUCACACUUGUAGCUGGCAGUGCGCUGUUCGCUCUCCUCUGCUGCUUCCAGGAAAGCUUUGCGCAGCUAGCCCAAGCACUCGUGGCAAGCCAGCAGGAUGCUGCAGUUGGGCAGCGGCUCGCCCAGUCCUUGGAGACUCUCACUCGAGCUCAACCCUUGACUCCGGAACGGCCCAACCGGCUCCGCUUCAGGGACUCCUUCGAGGCUUUUGUCACAGAAGUUCGGGGAUUCUUGUGCGUCAAAUGACGCCUCUCAAUAGCUUUUCACUGCCCUCUCUUCAAUCAUCCUUCUGCACCCAACGCUGUUGUCUUCAUCCUUGUGACAGAAAAAGUCGCACUCUCAUCUGGAACGAGUAAAAUGGCUUUAUUUCUCUACAACUGUAA